CUCCCAGACAAUGUUUCUGAAGAACUUGGACAAUGAUGCUACCCCCUCGCUUGGCAAUCGACCUCACCCUCAAUUUCAGCAGCCUUGCGACAACCCCCCAAAUCAUACCUAUAUCCAACUUCACAAAUCACAAAGUUCCUGACUAUCUUACAACGUCAUAUCGAAUAGUAUAUCCAACUACGCGCGAACAAUAAUUGACCAAUUAAAUGUCCUCUCAACCCGUAAAACCGCCGUUGACCGGCCAAGCUUCUCAUACUCAACGAGGCUCCCAGUCAGGGCUGCGAUAUCCUUCCACCGGCAAAACGAUAUACCAUAGGCCAUUGAAUCGCAGUAAGACGCAGGAGCUGAGUCAAGCCAGCUUUGCAUAUCUAUUUGGGGAGAUGGUUAGUUAUGCACAACGACGGGUCACUGGUAUUCAAGACCUCGAGAAGCGACUGAAUGUUCAAGGUCACCCCAUCGGCCUCAAACUCCUCGAUCUCCUACUCUACCGCGAACCACCACGUACACAAACCCGGCCCCUUAACAUCAUCGCCCUCCUCCAAUUCAUAACCACCGUCCUCUGGCGUCACCUCUUUUCCCGCCCUGCAGAUGCACUCGAGAAAUCUUCGAACCCUGACACGCCUGAGGAAUACAUGAUAUCCGAUAAUGAACCUCUUGUCAAUCAAUAUAUUAGUGUGCCUAAAGAAAUGAAUCAAUUGAAUUGUGCGGCAUUUGUUGCGGGCAUUAUUGAGGGUGUUUGUGAUGGCGCAGGUUUCCCGGCAAGGGUCACGGCGCAUAGUGUGGGAAGGGGGGAGGAAGGAGAGCUGUGGCCAGGGAAAACGGUAUUUUUGGUCAAGUUUCAGGAAGAGGUGGUAGAGAGAGAGGCAUUUUUGGGGAAGAGUUAGGUUGGAAAGAAGUGAUAUAAUAUCAUUUGGAGCUUGCAACGCGGGUAUCCACGAUCAUACGCUGGGCGUAAAGGAGUAUCAUCGGGAUGGAGUUUAUGGUUAAUAUUUGGGUCUACUUUCUGUCCCGCAGUCGUCUUACUCGACUAGAUACGAUAUGGAAGAGCACAUAUGCUUGUCACCAUCCAUCUAUUUGACUUUUCUACCAAUAUCUUACUCAUCAGUUCGGAACUAAUUGCACUUCCUUUGCUUGUCCACAAAGGAAGACUGCAAUCGUGCCGUCAUACCACAUGGCUUGAUCUCCAAAAUUUAGGACUCGAAAGGACAACAUGGUUUUGGCAGGCGUCUGUCGAGGUGCAUUCCACAAACC
Molecule: messenger RNA, 1251 nt
Organism: Botrytis byssoidea
Lineage: Eukaryota; Fungi; Ascomycota; Leotiomycetes; Helotiales; Sclerotiniaceae
Exons: 2
Coding region: 207-884 (225 amino acids)
Biological process (GO): endoplasmic reticulum to Golgi vesicle-mediated transport
Cellular component (GO): TRAPPI protein complex; TRAPPIII protein complex; TRAPPII protein complex
Source: RefSeq, a predicted model, not a curated record